AAUGCUAUUUGGUGUCCAGUCUGAGUAUGGACUAAAACAUGAACAGUUGAUUUCGACCACUACAGACAAUGGGUCUAAUUUCGUUAAGGCGUUCAGAGAAUUUGGUAUUGCUGAUUAUGUACCAGAUUUCUCAGGUCUUCAAGAUACGAUGGAAUUGGAUAAUUUGAGCACAAGUGACAUUUUAUAUGAAGAGGUGCUUUUAGUUAAUAAUUCCGAAGAACUUGAAACAAGGGGCUUGUAUUUACCACGACAUCUGAGAUGUGCCAGUCACACCCUAAGCCUGUUGGCCACAACAGACUUGAAUAAUUUCAUAAGAGGAGAUUCUCUUAUUAGCAGAAUCCAUUAUUCUGCUAUUGCCAAAUGCACCCUGCUCUGGAACAUGUCAAGGAGACCAAAGUCUGCAGAAAUAAUUAAAGAUCAUCUUGGGCAUCAGCUAUUAUACCCAUGCCCAACAAGGUGGAAUUCCCUGUACGACGCCAUUCUCCAUCUCAUGAAAAGCAAAACCACAUUGAAUGGUUUAUUUGAAAAGUUAGGCAAACCAAACACAUUCUCUGCAGUAGAAUUCGAAUACUUAGAAGAGUUUUUGGAGGUUUUAAAACCGAUCGCAUCAGCUCUUGACUAUCUUCAAGGAGAUAAUUGCUAUUAUGGUAAACUUUUACCCACAUUGAUGAGUGUUAAAACCAAACUGGAAAGACAACGAGACAGCAAUCUGCGCCACUUCCCUAGAGUUUUACCAAAACUACUAGAAAGUUUAGGAAACAGAUUUGAGAAAUUUCUCCAACUGACACCUGAGGCCAAUGAAGCGAUUCUGGCAGCAUGCUUCCACCCAGCGUACAAAAUGCGAUGGCUGCCAGAAUCCUGUCCAAUUGAAGACAAGCAAAGGUUACAAAACCUUGCGAUCACGACGUUAGAAUCUGCUUCAGAACUUCCUAGAAGUAGUAGUAGUUCGAGCAAGAAUGAAGACGAUGAUUUCAUCGUCUUCGCUGACUAUACACGUGAUAGGCCGGCCACGUCUAUGGAGUUAGAACUAGUGAGUUUUUUUAAUGAUAAGGGGAAAGACCUUAGUGUCCUUCAACGGUACCCAAACGUUAGAAAAAUGUUCAUCAAAUUUAAUACGAGCUUAUGCUCUUCCGGUCCAGUUGAAAGACUGUUUUCUUUGGCUGGAUUUAUUCAUUCGCCAACUAGACGGAACUUAUCCGACAACACUUUUAAGAAUUUAGUUUAUAUGAAGGGGAAUUCCGUUUUUAACUCAUAA
Molecule: messenger RNA, 1255 nt
Organism: Cydia splendana
Lineage: Eukaryota; Metazoa; Arthropoda; Insecta; Lepidoptera; Tortricidae
Exons: 2
Coding region: 2-1255 (417 amino acids)
Molecular function (GO): protein dimerization activity
Source: RefSeq, a predicted model, not a curated record